GAGACACACUUGCGCAAGACAUCUGUGUGCCAGCAAGCUUUAUGUAGUGCCUUUGUCAAAUAAUUUAAAAUUUGCAUCACUUUUAGUUAAACAAUUGCAAGAGUACUUUUGAUAAAAGUAAUGUAGAAAUUUUUUUAACUUGCGUGGAAGACGCAACUUACCUGCACGCGCGUGCAUCAAGUAAAUCUGUCAGUUUAUGAUUAUUUAGUAGUCAACGGAUAUGUUUUUUAAGUAUCUGGAAUAAAGAGGCUUCAUUUGUUGAAGAAUAAUGGAAAUUGCUCAGCGAAUUGCAAACUUUUCACCGCUGAUUGUCUUCCUCUUCGCAGCGUGCACGCAGGGCGUCUUCAUUGAGCCACUCCGGGCUGUCACAUCGCAACGCUCGCUGGCCGAGAGUAUCACCCGGCUGCCGUGUCGCUACCAGGGCAGCGUGGGCGAGAGGGUGGUGCAAGUGACCUGGUACAAGGAGCUGCGUGACGGCACCAAGGACCAGAUCAUCACUGCCCAUUUUUCAGAUGGGUACACAGAAUUCGGAAGCUACGCAAGUCGCAUGAGGUUCGAGAGCGACAAGCCCACCUCUAACUCGGCACUACUCAUCCCCAACACGGAAGAGUCUGACGAUGGCACGUACACCUGCCACAUUUCCACAUUCCCCAACGGAAACUUCGAGAGGCGUAUCAAGCUCACCGUGUGGGUGCUUCCCAUCGCCUCGCUGGAACCGUUGGUGCUGGUGGAGGGCCAGUCGUUCCGUGUGGCCGCUUCAUGUCGCGCCGUGGGCCGCCCGCUGCCCACCCUCUCCUGGGACACCACCGUGCCCGGUCAGACCCACAACCGCACCAACGAGGGAGGCUCUGUCUCCAGCUAUUACUCGCUGCACCCGCUGCGUAGCAUGAAUGGCAAGAACCUGGACUGUCUGGUGCGCCACCCUGGCCUGGAGCACCCACGGAGGAUCACGAAUAAACUGGUGGUGCACUAUCCCCCGGACGCCACCAUCUCCGUCACAACGGAUGACUGGUUUGCAGGUCUGGAGGAGGCGGCACUCACUUGUGACUUCACCGGGUUUCCCGUACCUGAAAACAUCACCUGGACAUGGAAGGGCGGGGCUCUGCCAGAUGGAGUCACGGCGUCGGGAGGACGUGUGACGUUCGGUCGAGCCCUGCAUCUGGACGACAGUGGCUUGUACCAGUGUGUCGUCGGCAAUGGCGUGGGCGUUGCCAAAGCCGACUACUUGAUGACUGUGACUGCGUCUUUCCUUGCAGAGAAAUCUCAGCGCAAGGAGACCGUGGCAUCCGACUCGUCCAUCCUCGUCAUCAUCAUCGGCGUCUCGGCCGCCGCCGCCGUCCUCCUCAUGGCCGUCGUGGUCCUGCUGCUUCUGCGUCACCACCGGCGCCGCAACAAAAAGCUCGUGAGGCAGCUCAGCGUCAAAACGGAGGAAGUCAACAAUUUGUCCCGGCAGGCUUCCUUUCGGAGGCUCAACUCUGUCGGCUCGGAUCCACGAGCGCAGUCUGAAGAUUACGCUUUGCUUCGAUCAGACAGCCGCAUGAAAACCAGCCAAGUGUCCCUGGAGCGACCCAUCUACAAAGGGAGCCAGUCCACUCUGGGCGGCAGGUGGGCACCCCAGGGGAGCUUGGAGGCGGAGGGCCUCCCCGCCGUCUGGCACAAUGAAGGCGACAAUGCCAGGGUGGAGAAGGACGACCCCAGGAGGAGGGCCAAUUCAUACCAGAAGAGCAGCAACAUGUCGCUGGUACUGGAUUCUGGUCUUCCAUCGUCUCUGCUCCCUUUGAAAAACCAGUCAGACGACGCAGUGGGAACGAGAGACCCUUCGGACGUCUGCGAAAUCUCCGUGCCCACGCCGGAAGAGAACUGGGGUCCGCCGACCCUGACGGCACCCGCUGCCGGCGGGCCGGAGUGCGAGGAGGACGCCGUGGACUCGUACCAACUCUCCCGAGCGCUCACCAAUCACUUCUACUACAGUAACGGCACCCUCCGGCCACGGCCGCAAACCAACGGCAUCUUGUUGCACCCCCACGGUCAGCUCAUAUAGUGCCAUAGUCUCCCAUGUGCGCAAGUCAUCUAGAGUGUGCAGCGGCGCGCAUUCUCCGGUCAAGUUAAACCAUUCAUAUACGUAACCCUGAUACCAGGUAGGCACUGCGGGUGGAACAACCGUGGGUGUUUUCAAAUCUGGCCGCGCAUUCUCUCAUGGUCUUGAAGCACUUUUUACUCUUCUACACUCCAGAGACUGUGAAACAUGAUCUCGCACAUUGAGAUUCAGCCAGCUGACUCGUGUCACAUUAUGCCAAUGGCCGACGGUCAAAAUGCAGUAUUAGCAGAUUAAUUGGUGAAAAAAAAAAUAUCGGCAACGGUGGACUCGUUCACUUGCUUUUCAGCUUUAAACGAUGCCGCAGCGGCUCCCCGAGUUUAUGUUUUCGAAGAGCCACUCGAUAUUACAACAGCUGCAGUCGUCGUAUAUGGCGCAAUGGGGAGGAGUUCGAUUCAGAAUCGUUUUGUUUCCCGGUUGAUCGACGGCGCUCGUAAAAUGCAUUGAAGUGACUCUCCCGUGGUCUCUGGUUGCAGCCCAGUUGCGGGACACCGCUGAUAAUCAACGGCCGGCGCACUCCCCAAACGCGUUCAGUCAUAACUACAGUAUUCUAAUUAAUCACUUCUACUGGAAAUACUUCUCACAGCAUAGAAAAAAUAAAAUAAGAUCACACGCUCCCUCUAAGUAGCGUUAGACGAGCACGCAUGUCAUACUGUCAUACAGGUAUAACAUAUAUCCACUGUGGAAGUUAAUUUUAGAUUUAAAGUGUUAUAUUUUUUUCCUAUGUGGAUUUCUGUGGCAUUCACGUCCUGUCAUCUUACAGCAGAGUGACACCUCUUUGUCGGCUGCGCGCAAUAUCACCAGAAGUCAUUCCAGAGUAGUAUACAAGCCAGGCAUGUUAAGAAAAAAAAAAAAGGACUUACACACGAAUGGGAGAAUAUGGCCCAUAUAGCCUCGAUAAUUACGUGCCUUUUUUUUUAUACACACAAACGGUGAAGGCAGGAUAUUUCCAAAGAUCCAAGAACUAAAGAAAUUGCUGCCUCGGAGCCAUUACAGACGAUUCACUAUUUCCACCAUGGGGAAACUGUACACCCUGGAACUAGAAACUAUGGGAGGACCAUUCUGUGUUUGGAGCUUCGUGUCCACAUUUAAAUCAAGUGCAUUUUAUAGGGGACCGAAACAAGAGUCUGCGAAGUGGACUGCGACGUUCCAAAGCUUUUGGAAUCUUUUUGAAAAUUGCCACAUCAGAGCUGGAACAGAAGAGCCAGCCAGCAUUUCGACCAUCGGAACUAUUCUGUAGUUCCAGGCCAGAAAACGGGCCUUGUUAAGUGUGGUCGCAAGAAAACUGAUGUCGCAGAAAAACUGCCACUUUCACGAUGGGGAAAUGAGGAACUUUUGGAGGACAUUUGUGUGUUUGCGUUGCAAAUGCUAGUGCCUAAAUUUUGUUCUAGAAUCAUUCAUCAGAGCCCCAAAAAGAUGCAGGUAAGCCCUUCGGGGAAUAUAUCUCUCGGGAACCUUUUCGUUCAGGGACCUGAAAUGAUUGAGAACUUCAGAUUCUUAGAACUCGGUGUGAUGUAUAAAAUAGUUGUGGUGCGUGACAAUCGCUUUCAACACAAGAGGAAGAGAAAAGUGAGCGACGGGGGUUCAACAGAAAACCGUUUAGCAAAUUUGCAGAAUGACUUUAAAAUCCCAGUACACAUCCAAAUCUUACAUUU
Molecule: messenger RNA, 3750 nt
Organism: Hippocampus comes (tiger tail seahorse)
Lineage: Eukaryota; Metazoa; Chordata; Actinopteri; Syngnathiformes; Syngnathidae
Gene: nectin4b
Product: nectin cell adhesion molecule 4b
Exons: 11
Coding region: 269-2041 (590 amino acids)
Biological process (GO): homophilic cell-cell adhesion; heterophilic cell-cell adhesion
Cellular component (GO): adherens junction
Source: RefSeq, a predicted model, not a curated record